This is a messenger RNA of Myzus persicae (green peach aphid), 814 nucleotides long. RefSeq lists its product as uncharacterized. The record is from RefSeq and is a predicted model, not a curated record. The annotation marks the transcript as partial. The transcript has a single exon. Lineage: Eukaryota; Metazoa; Arthropoda; Insecta; Hemiptera; Aphididae.
UGGUUCUGAUGAUGUUAAUCGAAUAUUAUUGUUUUCAACUGAAGAAAAUUUAAAAAUAUUAUCUGACCAAUAUCAUUGGUUUAUUGAUGGUACAUUUAAGUCAUCCCCACAACUCUUUACUCAGCUUCUUACAAUCCAUGCAAUAAAAUACGACACAGUAUUACCGUUAGUGUUUGCACUUGUGCCAAAUAAAACACGUGGUAGUUAUACUAAGAUUAUUAAUGAACUUCUAAAUUUGGAAAAAAAUUUACGGCCAGCAAGUGUUAUGGUUGAUUUUGAACAAGCGCUUUUAGGUGCAAUUACAGACGUUUUCAAGGACACCCGAAUAAGAGGCUGCUUUUUUCAUUUUGGACAAUGUAUAUGGAGAAAAAUACAGUGUAUCCCUGAAAUAAGAGAAAAAUAUAUUUCAAAUGCUGACUUUGCCUUAAAUGUAAAACAGCUAAUGGCUUUAGCAUUUGUACCGAUACCUGACGUCGAAGAAAAAUUUGACGAAUUAAUGUCCCAACGUUUUUUUGUAGAAAAUGAAGAACUAUUGUUUCCAUUGAAAGACUACUUUGAAGAUACAUGGAUCGGCAGACCAAAUAGACGUAGAACUCGACGCCCACCUACAUUUAGUUUAGCACUAUGGAAUCAAUACGACGCAACACUUGCAGAUUUGCCAAAAACAAACAACUCCGUCGAAGGUUGGCACAGAGCAUUUUCGUCAUUGUUAGGUGCAUCUCAUCCAACAAUAUGGCGUUUAAUAGACACAAUAAAAAAAGAACAAGGGUCAACGGAAAUAAAAAUCAAUCAAUUAAUAGCAGGGCAAGAACAG